CUCACCAUGCCUGAACCCGCAAAGUCCGCGCCUAAGAAGGGCUCCAAGAAAGCCGUGACCAAGACCGCAGGUAAAGGCGGCAAGAAGAAGAGAAAGACCAGGAAGGAGAGCUAUGCCAUCUAUGUGUACAAGGUCCUCAAGCAGGUCCACCCCGACACCGGGAUCUCCUCUAAGGCCAUGAGCAUCAUGAACUCGUUCGUCAAUGACAUCUUUGAACGCAUCGCUUCUGAGGCCUCUCGUCUGGCUCAUUACAAUAAGAGGUCCACCAUCACCUCCAGGGAGAUCCAGACCGCCGUGCGCCUCCUGCUGCCCGGUGAGCUGGCCAAGCACGCAGUGUCUGAGGGCACCAAGGCUGUGACCAAGUACACCAGCUCCAAGUAAACUGGACCGAACCAUGUAUAUAAACCUAACGGCUCUUCUAAGAGCCACCCACUGUGUUUAAAGAUGGACUUCUUUUUUUCUUGAUAACGUGGAAUUUUUUAGUAGGACAUG
This is a messenger RNA of Sphaeramia orbicularis (orbiculate cardinalfish), 492 nucleotides long. RefSeq names its product histone H2B 1/2-like. The transcript has a single exon. Gene Ontology annotation, cellular component: nucleosome. Gene Ontology annotation, molecular function: structural constituent of chromatin; DNA binding; protein heterodimerization activity. The record is from RefSeq and is a predicted model, not a curated record. The coding region runs from base 7 to 381 and encodes 124 amino acids. NCBI's taxonomy places the organism in Eukaryota, Metazoa, Chordata, Actinopteri, Kurtiformes, Apogonidae.